CACGUUGGCAAAAUGAAGCGAUCCCGGCGAAGGUGGCUGGGCCUCAGUUUCUUUUGUGUGACUCUGAUCGUGUUGUCAGUGGAGAUACCGGCAGCGUCAGCAGUCAGAGCAACAGCGUUGAUCUUCGCGAAGACCACCAGCACAACAGCAGCACCAGAGGAACAGCCUGAAGGUGGCGAGGAAGAGGCACAGACCGAGGCAUCAGUCGACAGUGGUGACUCUCAGAAUACAACAAGCAAACUUACCGGCAUCCCGCAAAAUGACUAUAUAUACGACCCCAACCUGCCCCGGGAAUUGAACGGGUAUAAUCUGUCAGGAUACCCGUUCUACGAAGCUGUGCCACCACCAGAAACCAUGGAUUUCAAGUGUGAUGGACUUCACGACGGGUUCUACGCUUCGGUUCCUCAUAAGUGUCAGGUGUACCAUCACUGUCUCUUCGGCACCAGGUACGACUUCCUCUGCGCCAACUACACAGCCUUCGACCAGAAGACGUUCAUCUGUCAUUUCGUAUCCGAAGUGGAUUGCAAGAAUUCUCCAAACUAUUACAACAGGAACGAAGCUCUCUACAAAGCAGUGACUGAAGCACCCCCGCCCCCUCCGCCGCCCACAACUACCACCACCACAACGACCACCAGGCCCCCACGGCCCCCCAGGAGGCGGCCGUAUCACAGAUACGAUUAUUAUGAUGACGAUUAUUAUUAUCCUGAAAGGGAUGAUUAUGAUUAUGACAGGGGCAGGAGACGUCCUCGUCCUCAGAGACCAGGCAAAAGACGACCUCAUGAUGACUACGAGGAUGAAAGAUAUGAACGCCGUCCAAGACCCCGCGAUGAACCGCCAGAAGAUGAUUAUGAAGAAAGAAGACCCUAUGAUAGAAGAAAUAAACGGCCAUAUGACCAAAGAAGACCAUACGACGAUGAAGAAGACAGGCGGCCAGGCUACAGAAAUGGCAACAGAAGACCGAGACCAAGGGAUGAUGAAGAGGAAAGAUUCAGAGAAGACGAAGAUAGACCAAGAUCAGGGCAACGAGAUCAGAAGAGAGAACGAGAUGGUCCUAGACCCAAAUUUAGACCAAGAGAUGGGCCUAGAGAGGACACUAAGUCUCAAGAUGAAGUAAGACCGAGAGAUGAAGUCAGACCGAGAGAUGAAGUCAGACCGAGAGAUGAAAUCAGACCGAGAGAUGAAGUCAGACCGAGAGAUGAAGUCAGACCGAGGGACGAAAAGAGGUCACGGGAUGAGCCUAGACUUGAAGGUAGAGCACGUGAUAAUAUUAGACCAAGGGAUGAAAUAAGGCCAAGAGAUGAAAUUAGGCCUAAGGAAGAAACUAGACCACGAGAUGAAAGAAGACCAUUAAGAGAUGAGAGUAUACAGGAAAAACCAUUGGAAAAUUCUAGACCAAGAGAUGACCGAUAUCAAACCAAUGAAGGUAGACGAUACAGGGACGACAGACCAUACAGAAGCAGAGACGAAAGACCCUAUUCAAAACCAGAUAGGACUUAUGAUGACCGAGAAGAGAAGCGAGAUAUCCCAUCAGCUCCAGAUACACAAGGACUUGUUAAACCAAAUGGCCAUGGUAUUUUCAGUAAACCAAGAAUGCCUCCCAAAAUAAAACGUCCGGUUCCCGCAAACGAAAAGGAAAAAUAUGAAUAUGUAACCAUAACAACCACAAAGGCACCUCCACGUAAAGACGAUGAUGAAUAUUAUGAUGAUUAUGAAGAAGAAGAAAGCAGUCGACCAUCUUCUUCCGGAAAAACUAGUACCGUACAACAGAGACCACGGCCCGAAGUUGUAGAGAAAGAAAAAUUUAAACCAACUAGACCGCACUCCAUUAGUCCAUCUGCAAACUAUAAAGACAGAAGAACAACAAAACGACCUACAACUGGAUAUGACGAUGAUUAUUACUAUGAUACUCCACCGAAAAAUAGCAGACCGAGACCUCAGCCAUCUAAAAAAGGACAUUCUAAAGAUAUAGAAGACUAUUAUUAUGACUAUGACGAGAAAAAAGAAACCAAGAGACCAGUAAAGGAGGAAGAAGUAAUACAAGCUAGAAUCAAAGAAAUUAGACCUACAGUGAAAGUUAUUAAACGUCCUUUUUUACCGUCUAGGGGUGGCAGCCCGUAUUUGCCACGUGGCUUGCAACCAGUAGCUGGUAAAGAUAUGACUUCACCCCCUCAUACUACCCCUAAACCUACCACUACUACCACCACUACAACGACGACUAGGCCCACAACAACAACAACAACAACUACUACGACUACAACAACAACAACACAAAGACCAACAACAACUGUUACAACAGAACCUACAACAGUACCGCACAUUAGUGCACCAGACGAUGAAUAUGAAUAUUAUGACGAGGAUGACAUAGAAUAUGAAAAUAAAAAUAAAAAAGAUACAACUACAGCAGUACCACAAUCUUUAAACUUAAAAGAGGAUACAUCUACAGAGGUGCCAGAAUUAAAAACUAACAUACCUGAAACAACAACAGUACUACUUACAACACCGGAAGAAAGAGCAAAAAACUUAGCAACAAAGGUUUUGAGAGUCUACAAUGACAAUUACGAAGCUAUCAGAGAUAAACUCGAAUCGACAUUAUCACCUGGUGACUAUUUGAAACCUUAUCUCUCUCAGAGCGUAGCAAUGAACAAGCCCAAAUAUCCAGCAACAGAAAGUCCAUUUAAGCCUAAAAUCGCUCCCAAACCUGAAGUAUCUAAACCUUAUACAGCAACUGGAAAACCAGUAAUACCAGAAAAUAUCUCGAUAAAACAGAAUUUAGCUGAUUCUAUUGAAAAUGAAUAUGAUGUAAGAUUAAAUGAAGCUAUUACACCGAGUUUACCUAAUGUCAACAUUAGGGUACCAAGUGGUUUUGUGCCUUCUGAUAGAGAUUAUACAUUUUCGAGGUUCAGAAAUAAUUAUCAACAACCAGAUCCUCAAUUUGCUGCUUCGGAACUUUCAAAUUAUCAAGUAAGGAAACGACCCCAACAAAUUUCUGGGGUCAGUUUAAGAACGCCGAACUCUUAUUACAUUCAUCCACAGAGGGUAGUGGCUUACGAGGAGGGGGUCCAAAGGUACCCCAGACAAUUGUUGUAUAGACAAGUUGUAGGUGAUUUCUUUUAAUUGUGAUUUAUUGGUAACCUUUGAGAGAUGAAUGGUUGUAAACCUCUAAGUAUAUUUCUAAACGAUUUUCCAAAUAUACUUUAUAGGUUUUUUUUAUUGGAAUUGUGCAAUUGAUUUAGUCAUUCAUCAUCAAAAUUGUUGUAAAUUAAUUUGUUUUAAGAUAAAACGUAGAUGUAAAAAUAAGUCGAUAUGAAAGUAUGUUUUAGAGAUGUAACAUUAUCUCAGAUUAAAAUUUAUAAUUUUCCAAAUAACCAAUACUACUGCAUAAUUAAUAAAACUAUUAGAACCUGGACAUGAUAUCACCAGGGCUCAAAACUUUACAAGUUUCGCAUGUAUUGACUAGCUGUGCCUGAGAGACCAGCAUGAAAUUUAUAGCCUAUAUUGAAUAAGCUAUAUUUCUGUAAAGUUUCCUUAAAAUUCUUUCAGUAGUUUUUGCGUGAAAGAGACAUCCAUCUAUCCAUUCAUACUCGCAAAUUUUCGCGUUUAUAAUAUUAGUAACAGUCCUAUGUCUCUCUAAAAUUUUAUAAUUUUCAAACAGUGAAAGAAUUUCUCAAAUCGGUGCAUUCCUUCCAGAGUUUUCUUUGGUUGUGAUAAAAUCCGAUCUCUCGUUUAAUAAUAUUAGUAUAUCAAAGUAUAUUCUAUCUCCUUAAAUUUCUAUAGGAUGUUUUAUAAUGAAAGAUAGUUCAAUAUUAUUAAAAAUUACUCCCUACUAACUACUGAUAAUAUUUCAUCUCUAAAGUUAGCGUUAGGAUAUAGAUCUUCACUGCCAACUUAUAUUUAAAGAUUUGUAUAUUCUCAAUGUAAUACUCUAAGUUACCUUAAGUUUAAGUUGUAUUUUUCAAAGGUUACCCAUUAGUGCUUUAGGGUAGUCGAGGAAAAUUCUGUUUACUAACUUAAAAACAAAAUCUCGAGAGUGAUUUUGCUCAAAUUUCAAAAUUAAUAUUGUAAAAAGGAGCUAUAUUAUUUUCAUGUAAAGAAUAAAUUAGGUGUAAUGAAAGUAAUUGGGUUGUAAUUUGUUUUUAGUUGUUUUGGUAAAGCAAGUAGAGCGACUAUGGGAUUAAGAUAAGUACAUCAUGGUGUAUUAAAUGCAUUAAUCAAUAAUAUUUUAGUCUUCCACGAACAUUUUUGUAAACGAAAGUUAAUAAAAACUAACAAUACUGUUUAAAUAAAGAAAUUACGGUAUUGCGCUGAAAAAUAAAACAAAAAGAA
Molecule: messenger RNA, 4323 nt
Organism: Achroia grisella
Lineage: Eukaryota; Metazoa; Arthropoda; Insecta; Lepidoptera; Pyralidae
Product: proteoglycan 4-like
Exons: 7
Coding region: 13-3114 (1033 amino acids)
Cellular component (GO): extracellular region
Molecular function (GO): chitin binding
Source: RefSeq, a predicted model, not a curated record